Messenger RNA from Cucurbita maxima (winter squash), 2740 nucleotides. RefSeq names its product acyltransferase-like protein At1g54570, chloroplastic. Bases 177 to 2306 code for a protein of 709 amino acids. The transcript has 15 exons. The record is from RefSeq and is a predicted model, not a curated record. NCBI's taxonomy places the organism in Eukaryota, Viridiplantae, Streptophyta, Magnoliopsida, Cucurbitales, Cucurbitaceae. Gene Ontology annotation, cellular component: membrane.
GAAAAUGGUGCAUUGGGAUAAUGAAUAUCUUUUUUUCCCGGUAUGGCCACUGUAUUGUUGGUGUUGCCGAUAUUUUUGGUGAUUUUCGGUGAUAGUUUUCUCUGUAAUAGCAAGUUACCGCCGUCAGUACAGUUGUUGCAGAAAGGGUCUGGCUUAUCUCAUUGCUUGCAUAAGCCAUGGCAGCUUGUUUAGGCGUUGGGGUGUCAUUGUUUGGAGCUUCAGUUCAAAGGAGUAGGAAUUCAUGGCGAGUGCGAGUUAGAAGUGAAAGUGGAGCUUCAGCUGAUUCAGUUUCAGCUGUGGUGAAUGGAGCUUCUCUGGUUGGGGCGAAGGAAGGAAGUUGGUCUUCAAUAGAUAAGGGCAAUGGGGGGUUAAAGUCUGAAGCUGCAGAGAAGAAGAUCAAGUUGAGAGAUGAUGUUCCAGAGAAGUUGGAGCCAUUUUGGGAUGAUGGGUAUGGGACUGUGACUGUGAAAGAUUACUUUGCUGCCGCUAAGGAUUUUACUCAGCAUACUGAUGGCGGUCUGCCUCGUUGGUUUUGCCCUGUUGCAGCUGGAUCCCCAUUAAAGGGUUCUCCAGUUCUUUUGUUUUUGCCUGGACUGGAUGGCACUGGAUGUGGUCUUAUCAUGCAUCAUAAAGCCCUUGGGAAGGCUUUCGAAGUUCGGUGCCUACAUAUUCCUGUUCAAGAUCGAACACCAUUUGAAGGACUUGUGAAGCUUGUUGAAGAAACUAUCAGGUCAGAGCAUACUUCUUCCCCAAAGAAACCGAUUUAUUUAGUUGGGGAUUCAUUUGGAGGAUGCUUAGCACUUGCAGUGGCUUCACGUAAUCCAAAUAUUGACCUUGUUCUGAUUUUAGCAAAUCCAGCUACAUCUUUUGGCAGGUCUCAAUUGCAGCCCUUACUUCCGUUGUUAGAAGCUAUGCCUGAUGGACUGCGUGAAACAGUUCCCUAUCUUCUUGGUUUUGUUAUGAGUGUCCCGUUGAAAAUGUCAACAGUGAAUGUUGAAAGUAAGCUUCCUCCAAUGCAGAAAUUAGAAAAAGUGUCACAGAACUUGACUGCUUUACUACCCUAUCUUUCGGAUUUGGCUAGCAUUAUACCGAAGGAUACCCUUCUUUGGAAGCUGAAGCUGCUCAAAUCAGCUGCUGCUUAUGCAAAUUCUCGUCUCCAUGCUGUUAAUGCCGAAGUACUUGUGCUUGCUAGUGGCCAGGAUAACAUGGUCCCAAGUGGGGAUGAAGCCCAACGACUUCGGAAGUCAUUACAGAAUUGUACAGUACGCUAUUUCAAGGAAAAUGGGCACACCUUAUUAUUGGAAGACGGUAUUGGUUUAUUGACAAUAAUUAAAAGCACUUACAAGUAUCGUCGAUCAAGAAAGCAUGAUGUUAUUUCAGAUUAUCUUCCGCCCAGUUUAGCAGAGUACAAAUAUGCUUUUACUGAAGUGACAGGACUAUUUCAUUUUCUCACUGGUUCUACGAUGUUCUCAACUUUGGAAGAUGGAACUAUAGUCCAAGGUCUUUCUGGAGUUCCUAAUCAAGGUCCCGUGUUGCUAGUAGGUUAUCACAAUUUAUUAGGAAUGGAGCUUAGUCCUUUAGUUGAAGGAUUCAUGAGAGAGAAGAAUCUUGUGGUUCGUGGAAUAGCACAUCCAGAAUUGUUCUUGGGAAGGCUCGAGUCUGAAUCUUCUGAAAUUUCUAUGGUUGACUGGGUGAAAGUAUUUGGUGCAGUACCUGUCACUGCUAACAAUCUAUACAAAUUGUUAUCGGAAAAAGCACAUGUUCUCCUCUAUCCUGGGGGUGCACGCGAGGCUCUUCAUUACAAGGGUGAAGAGUAUAAGCUGUUCUGGCCAAAACAACAGGAAUUUGUGAGAAUGGCUGCUCGUUUUGGGGCUACAAUUGUUCCGUUUGGUGCUGUUGGAGAAGAUGAUAUAGCACAACUGAUUUUAGAUUAUAAUGAUCUGAUGAAAAUUCCUGUAAUUAAUGACAACAUCAGAAAGGCAAAUCAGAAUUCUGCUAAAGUGAGGGAUACGGAUAGUGGAGAGGUUGGUAAUCCGGAUCUUUUCCUCCCUUUGCUCUUGCCCAAGGUACCCGGUCGUUUUUACUACCUGUUUGGUAAGCCAAUAGAAACAAAAGGAAGAGAGGAAAUCCUGAAGGACAAGAAAAAUGCAAACCAAUUGUAUAAUCAGGUUAAAUCUGAAGUCGAACAUAGUUUAGCUUACUUGAUUAAGAAGCGGAAGGAGGAUCCAUACCGAAGCUUUAUUGACAGAACGGUGUAUAAAGCCCUUCAUGCCUCUCAACAUGAAGUUCCUUCAUUUGACCCAUGAGAAAUGACUCUUGAAGGCGAUGCCUGGUCUUUUAUUAGUAACAAUUGGAUGCAACCAUUCUAUCCAAGGUUGGACUGUUGGAGGUUUGCUUUUAAAUAAUUCCAUCCCAAAUGUCAAGUCGUGAUCUGAAGAAGCCUUCAAUGGGUACGAAUUAUGAGCUUGAAUUUGGUUUUGUUCUCCCAUCCCUGCUUGAAGAAGAUGCCUAUACUAAAAACAAUUAGAAACACAAAGGAAAUCCGAACUCUGAUUGAACCACACACAAAAAAGGUCACCUUGUAUUUUUUUAGCUUAUUCUUGUUUCCCAUUUUUUCUAUUAAAUUACAUAGCUAUUGGAAGCUUCCCUGUUUCCUGGAUUUGAAUAUUUGGAAUUGGAUAAGUUCAAUAAAAAGAUUUUACUGGCCUUGUUGAUAUAAAAAACUCCUAGAAGUUGCUUA